Molecule: messenger RNA, 1044 nt
Organism: Hibiscus syriacus
Lineage: Eukaryota; Viridiplantae; Streptophyta; Magnoliopsida; Malvales; Malvaceae
Product: HVA22-like protein j
Exons: 8
Coding region: 369-914 (181 amino acids)
Source: RefSeq, a predicted model, not a curated record
AGCAUUUUUUCCUUUGGUUUUGCCUUGGAUCUCAAGUUUCAGCCCAUAAGAAAACCAUCAUUGUUCUCUCUUUCUCUGUCGGUCGCUCAUCACAUUUUCCUCGCACGAAAUCAAACACUAUCCAUAAUUUGAUUCCCCAUACCUUUAGUUUUUUUUUAACCCCGGAAUUUCGUUCAGAAGAAUCUCAACAAACUCGCCUUUUCAUCACUUUGUUUCUGGUUCUUUUAAGCUUCCAUUGUUGUUGAUAUCAUAUAGAUCAUCAAGGUGCUUCGUUAAUCCAUUUGGCUUACCAUCUUUUCUAAAAGGUUUCGAAAUCUGGGUUUCUUCUUUACUCUCUUUCUAUUUUCCAGGAAAAUUUUCGAUAAGAAAUGUUGGGUGAAUUCAUUACCAGGGUGCUUGUGUUGGUCCUUGGAUAUGGAUUUCCAGCUAUUGAAUGCUUUAAAACAGUGGAGAAGAAUAAGGUUUCAAUCGAGGAACUCAGAUUUUGGUGUCAAUAUUGGAUCGUCGUAGCGUUUCUGACAGUUUUCGAGAGCAUAGGGGACACAUUGUUUUCAUGGUUGCCGAUCUAUGACGAGCUGAAGCUUACACUCUUGAUCUACCUAUGGUAUCCCAAAACCAAGGGAACUGGUUAUGUGUACGACACCUUGCUGAAGCCAUACAUGGUGAGACAUGAAACCGAAUUUGGUCGAACGAUACAGGAAUGGAGAGCCAGAGCUUGGGAUUUUGCUCUGUAUUAUUGGGAGAACUGCACCGAGUUGGGGCAGACCAAAUGGGUCGAGAUGUUGCAGUUCUUGUCUGGUCAGUCUUCGAGGUUGAAACAAGGCAAGCUGAUUGAUCCGGUUCUAGAUCACCAAUUGGAGUUUGACGAGAAACGGCCAGCCCGUCGUAGACUCUUCGGAGGCAAGACUCGUUAAGUCAGAAGUCAACAACUUGUAACAAACGAACAUUUGUAUAACCCCCCACAAAUUUGCAAACACAAACAGAAGAAACCCAAAAUUUGCUUCUUGAAUAACUAGUGUCAAAUUCAAUUCAUUCUUUACUUUU